Messenger RNA from Penaeus monodon (black tiger shrimp), 1713 nucleotides. RefSeq names its product basic salivary proline-rich protein 2-like. The coding region runs from base 1 to 1713 and encodes 570 amino acids. The record is from RefSeq and is a predicted model, not a curated record. The transcript is spliced from 7 exons. Lineage: Eukaryota; Metazoa; Arthropoda; Malacostraca; Decapoda; Penaeidae.
AUGAUAAGAAGAUUUUUCCAGAAGAUAUCCAAAAAGAAACAGACACAGCGACUAAAUGGAGUUAUCAAGCAAGCCAUCUUGAAGACUUCCGCAGAGGCCAGUAAGAAGCGUAUCUCCAAGUGGCGGCGGUGUCAUAUACACUGGAAAGACUACACGGAAAAGGUUUGCCAUUCCUGUGAUCGGCUGCUAGGAAUUGCUGCUAUCAUUUGUCAUGCAUCUGAAAAUUCGAAUGUUCACCAGGUGGAUUCCUUACCUGAUUGUGUGGAUUGGGGCCCUGCGCGAGUGCGGCUAAUCCUGAGGGAGACCCCCAAAGGGGACACCGUCAAGGCAGAGCCGCAGGUGACACCGUUCCCAAAGGGAGAAACCGCAAGGGACCCCCGUCAAGGCAGAGGGCCCCAGGUUUACACCCAAGGCAGAGCCGCAGGUGACACCGUCCAAAAAGGCCAAAAGGGGGCCCCAGGUGACACCGCCAAAGGGGAGAGCCGCAGGUUGAAACCGGCCCCAAAGGGAGAGCCCCAGGGGGGACACCGCCAAAGGCAGAAAACCGCAGGGGGGACACCGCCCAAAGGAAGUCCCAGGCAGGGGCCCCAGGGGACACCGCCAAGGCAGAUCCGCAAAGGGACACCCCUCAAGGGAGGGAAAAACCGCAGGGGGGACACCGCCCAAGGCAGAAAAACCGAAGGUGACACCGUCAAGGCAGAGCCGCAGGGGGACACCCCCAAGGCAAGGGGCCCCAGGGGGACACCGUCAACGGCCCCCCCAGCCGCAGGGGGGGACACCGCCCCCAAAGGGAGAUCCGCAGGGGGACACCCCAAAGGGGAGCCGCAGGGGUUGGGGAAACCCCCCAAGGCAAAAUCCGCAGGGGGGGGUUUACAUCGUCAAGGGGAGAGCCCCAAGGGGGACACCCCCCCCAAGGCAGGGUCCCCAGGGACACCCCCCAAGGCAAAAAAGGCCGGGAGGGGGACACCGCCAAGGCAGGGUCCGCAGGGGGGCACCUCAAGGCAGAGCCGAGGUGAAAACCCUUUAAGGGAGAGCCGCAGGCAGAAGCCGAAGGGGGGACACCGCCAAGGGGAGAACCCAGGGGGUACACCCGCAAGGCAGAUUUCCCCAGGGGGGGACACCGCCAAGGCAGAUCCGCAGGUGACACCCCCCAAAGGCCCGAGCCGCAAAGGGGGACACCGCCCAAAGGGAGGGGUCCGCAAAGGGGACACCCUUAAGGGAGAGCCGAAGGGGGACACCGCCCAAAGGCCCAGAUCCGCAGGGGACACCCUCAAGGCGAGCCCCCAGGGGGGCACCCCCUCAAGGCAGAUCCCCCAGGUGGGCACCCCUCAAGGCAGAGCCGCAAAUUGGGGGACCCUAAGGGGAAGCCGCAGGGGGGACACCGUCAAAGGCAGAGCCGCAGGUGACACCGUCAAGGCAGAUCCGCAGGUGGGCACCGUCAAAAGGGAGAGCCGCAGGGGGGACACCCUCAAGGAAAAGCCCCAGGGGACACCGGCCCAAGGCAGGGGCCGAGGGGGACACCGCCCCAAGGAAGAGCCCCCAGGGACACCCCCAAGGCGAGCCCCAGGGGACCCCCGCCAAAGGGGAGAUCCCCCAGGGGGACACCGCCCCAAGGGGAUCCCCGGGAGGUUACACCGUAAGGGAGACCGCAGGGGGGGACACCCCAAGGCAGGGUUUCACCUUGAGGACGAGGGCUGCCUAGAAAACAAAUGA